Molecule: messenger RNA, 1395 nt
Organism: Diaporthe amygdali
Lineage: Eukaryota; Fungi; Ascomycota; Sordariomycetes; Diaporthales; Diaporthaceae
Exons: 3
Coding region: 1-1395 (464 amino acids)
Source: RefSeq, a predicted model, not a curated record
AUGGACAUGCGCCAUGAGCAAGGUUACCCGCCGCAAAAUGGCUGGCAGCCCGAGGGAUCAACACACGAGUCCUACUCGGAGAAACAGGACCCUCAUUCCCAAAAAGCCAACAAGUCCAAGAGAUUUAUCUGGAGAAUGUUCAGGCUCGGUGCUACAUUAGCACUCGCUAUUACCGUACUGGUCCUCACUCUCAUCAUCCUCCUUGCUGGAAGGCACGGCGAUGGAAGCAGUGACCUUUCCCUCGUCACAAUCAACAUGACCGACUUUGCCCGCUUCAACCCACCGGUGAUCACCCUCGUGGACAACAACACAGAGGCCACCAAGACUAAGCGAGGCAUCGGAUCCUUCUUCAGCGACGCCGCAGAUAAAGCCGGGGAUGCCGCAGACUCGAUUGAGACCUUUGCCUCCGGCGCUGCGUCAGCCGUCGAGUCCGCGGCCGGGGCCGUCGCGACCGCCGCCUCGGAGGAGGCCGACAAGAUCAUCGGCGAGAUCGGAGACAAGCUCGAAGAUAUCGAGAACGCCGUCGUGGGACUCAUGGAAAAGGUCCUCAGCUCCAUUCAGGACGCCCUGAACAAGUGGCUCCAGGAGGCUGCUAGCGCCCUUGACGACAUAGACAUUCCAAGGACCAUGUCUCUGCACCUGACGACGUACUGCAGCGGCAAUGCUACGAGCUCGAGCUCGAACUCGACGAGCGACUCCAACUCCACGACGACAUCGACAUCGUGCACACGCCUCUUCUCUACUGCUGACACCUCCUUCAACUCCACCGCCAACAACGGCACCAUCUUUGGCUUCCAGCCAGGCGCCGUCCUCGCCAAGGCGCUCGGCGUCUUCUUCGUGCCCGAGGGCGCGCAGACGGCCAUCCGCGAGCCGGUCGACAGCGCCGUCAACACGGUCGACAGGCUGGUGCACCAGGCGGGCGAGGAGCUCUCGACCUGGACCGUCAACCUGCUCUUCAUCCCCAUCGUCGUCAUGUACGCCCUGGCCGCCUUCUUCACCUGCCUGCUGCUCCUCAUCCUGCUCGCCGCCACCGCGCUGAGCUUCCGCUCCGACGAGGGCCUGCCGCCCAAGGUCUACAGCCUGUGCGGCACGAUCGCCGCCGCCGCCGCGUUCUUCCUCCUGCUGGGGAGCGUCAUCCUCACGGUCAUUGCUAUGGUUGCCUACGUUGUGGGCCUCGCCGUGGGCGUCGUCGAUAUCACCGUGUCGUCGAGCUCCCAGCUCAAGUGGAUGUCAUGGGCAGCUUUCGCUAUCAUGGCAUUUGUGGCUAUUUCACUCAAGGUCGAGGAGUUUGUGGCUGAGUGCGUGUUUUGGUGGAACUUCCUUGGGAAGCUUUUUGGGAAGAAGGGCAAGGGAGGCACAAAGGACAUGUUUCGAGAGCACUCGGGGCACCACUGA